AUUUACCGUUGCAUGUAAAAUUUUGUGGUUAUAUUUACAAAUGUAUCAAGACAACGUUGUAAUAUUAAAUUUUUAUAUUACACCUAAAGGUUUUUAAGAAGAAUUAUCAAUUAAAGCCACUUCAAUUUACUGCUAUUGAAAUACGUAAAUAGGCCUAUCAGACCCUAUUAAAAUGAGUCUAAUAUUGAAGAAAAUCCGAGACGUGGAUCCCAACAAUAGUGAGGCUGUAAAAGAAUGUCUUACAGGAUUUUUCCAAAAUUUAAUGAAACAAUCUGAACCUAAAAGAUGGCUUAAAGCAUUGGAUGAUGUUAUUCGCCGCUUUCCAAAGUACUGUAUAUCUCAUAGAGGUGUUAUAGAGAAUUUCAUUAUUAGUUUUCUUAACUCAAACAAGUAUAACAAUGUCAUUGAAGCGGCAAAAUGUGCUCACUCUUUACAACAGGUUCGGCCAUCACAAGAGAAGACCUCUACACCUAAGUCUUGUUGGAGAAAUCAGAUGACUUUAUUAUGUUCAGUAACACAUAACUUAAUUGACAAAUUGUUCCCUGAUUCUCCUAGUAUGUAUACAAAUAACUUAGAGAACAAAUUACAAAAUAUAACAAAUACCCCAUUGAACACUGCAUUAUCACAGCUUAAUAUAGCGGGUGGGAAAGAUGCUGAAAGAAGAAAACGUUUGAUUACUCGACUUGAGAACAUUUUUGUUUUUAUUCAAGCAAUGCUUGUGGAAACAUACCCAGUAGCAAAGCCAAUACAACCUCAAUUAAUACUUGAUAUUAUAGUUCAUGCUUUAAGCAUAGCUCGCUCUAUAGGACAGCCCUUAAACAAUAUUGCUCAAAUGAAGACAGCAGCAUUGAGAACUCUAGAUGCCUUAAUAGCAUGCCUAGGACCGCACCUUAUUCCAUACUCGCCUCUUGUAUUCAGACUUGUGAUGCAAACCUUACGCUGGACAUCUGACAACGCUACAAAAGAAACUAAAUCUGUUCGUUGCGGUGCGUACAACACUCUGAAACGAUGGCUCUCUAUACUUCACGUACACAAAAUGGCCGACAGCCGAGCGUCAAUGGAGGACGAACUGACAUCACAUAUUAUUAAUGAUAUAACACCGACCAAGAAACUCGUUCAACUGACUAUGGGACCUCAGCCAACCAAGAAUUUAAGUAAAAAGGCGAAAAGGAAAUUGGCAACCACACAAUUGCAAGAAAGUACCAUAGCAACACAUAUGCCCGGAGAGAAAAAUAAAAAUAUUGAAUGUAAAGAAUCAAAUGAAGUAGCUGUAGCGGCUUUGGAAUGUGCGGAAACUCUGUUUAUUGUCUGUGGGAUAUUUUUGAAACCCACAACGCAUAAGGUAUUCCAAGAACGGCUAGUCCGUGAAUGUUUCAAUCUAUCGUCGUAUGACGACAACCAGGCAAUGUUGCUUCUACGGACAUUAGAAGCCUGCAGGAAAACCACUCCUAACACUGUACCCCCGCCCACACAGUACUGCCUGCAUUUGUAUAGUACGAAUGUUACUUCAAAUCAACCUGAGAUCGCCACAUUUUGUUCGAAAGCAAUACUAGACAUUAGACUCCACUUGCACUGUUCACCGCCGUCUCUGAACUUCGCCUUACAAGUCGUUGAAGAAAAGACGGAGAAACGCAAGAAGGUUUCUGAGAAAAAUCGUGCAGUUUUGGAAUCGCUUUUGGGGAAAAACAAACUACCUCCUAAUGAACGUAGUGAUAUAAUUACAAUAGCUGAUGAACCUGCGAAUAAAAAAACCAGGCUAAGUGAAGAAACAGAAAGAAUCAGUCUCAGUAGUGAAAAUAUAAGUUCAGUAGAAAUAAGCGAUGAUUCCGAUUCAGAAGUUAUACAAGAAGUUGAUGUUGAAAUACAUGAACCAAACGAUAUAGAAAUACAAGAAGUAAACGCGACCAAAAAUAAUAAAGGAAUCAGUAUCGAAGGCACAGUACAUAUUGAAAAUGAAUUAGAUAAAAUACCGAAAACAGAUAAUUCUGCCAUAUAUGAUAUGGCAACACAGAUAUCAGAGUGCACACUAUCUGAGAAUGGAACAGCAACACCAACACCUAAAACAGCUAAAGACAAUAAUUUGGAGAAAAAUACGAUAUAUGAAGCACCCACGCAACUUCCGUUGAACAACUCAAUAGAUACAUUAGAUGGUGAUGAUGCAACGUCAUCAUUAGAAGUAACCUAUGAUUAUCCCCAUACAGGAAAUGAAAAAAUACCUGUUCUAGAAAAAAUUGAAGAUUCAAAUCUACCAUUGUCAAACGAGACAGAUGAUAUUCAAAUAACUUGCGGGCAAGUCCUCAACUCACAAGAAGAAAGCAAAUGUGAUUCUGAGAAAUCGAAAGAAAAUUUGGAAAUUGUCGAAAAUGGAGUCCAAAAUGUCAAUGUUGAAGUUAGUGUAUGUGAUGCAAAUGUACAGAAAAAAGGUGCUUUAUCUGUGGAAGAAAUGAUGGCUGAUUUUGUUGAUGAAGUGCAAGAUGAAACAUAAAUUCUAUAUAGUGCCAAUUUUUGCAGUUAUUCUUUAAGCUUAAUCAAUUUUAAAGUACCCUAUUAACGCU
Molecule: messenger RNA, 2555 nt
Organism: Pieris napi
Lineage: Eukaryota; Metazoa; Arthropoda; Insecta; Lepidoptera; Pieridae
Product: proline-, glutamic acid- and leucine-rich protein 1-like
Exons: 13
Coding region: 173-2485 (770 amino acids)
Biological process (GO): rRNA processing
Cellular component (GO): nucleus
Source: RefSeq, a predicted model, not a curated record